UGGGAACCUCCGAUUCAACUGUUUGAUUGUUCCUCUGAAUAUUUGGUUCAUUGUCCCGUGGAUUACAGUCUGGUUCAAAACCCUUUCUCAAAGAAGGUCGACAACUUGGAUCCCGAAGACGAGACGAAAUUAUGGCAGAGUUUAGGUAUCGUGCGAUUGAUGGAAGAGCCCAAUUCGUCGGAGACGGCAGUGGUUGGGGACAAUGGAGUUGAAAAUCCGAUCUACUCUACUUCUGUACCCGCUUUGCAUUCAAAACGAGAAAUCAAACGGAUCCGUCGUGAAGAUCGUGAAGACCUGGAAGUGAUCCGAAUGCGUCGUGCCUUGUCCACUGAAACUCACGUUCGUCGGUCGGACACAAAAGCCAAAUACUUUCAGAAAGGUGUUGUUGUUGACGACCCGGGCAGUUUUUACGAUCGGUUACCCAGAAAACAGCGGGGCAAAACGAUUGUGGACGAGUUACUCGCGAAUGCAGAACUUAUGCGACAACAGCGUAGAAGAUACUCCAAGAUCGAACGUGAAAACGCUGAAAAGCGAUCCGCGAUUCGACGUCGGAAGCAGCAACUGCUCAAAAAGCUCAAGGAGAAGGGUGGCAAAAGACAGCGAACAGUUGUUGUCCCCACUUAA
Echinostoma caproni is the source of this 624-nucleotide messenger RNA. The record is from the annotation of a GenBank genome assembly. NCBI's taxonomy places the organism in Eukaryota, Metazoa, Platyhelminthes, Trematoda, Plagiorchiida, Echinostomatidae.